Triplophysa rosa is the source of this 715-nucleotide messenger RNA. It is a transcript of the gene kcnmb2a, whose product is annotated as potassium large conductance calcium-activated channel, subfamily M, beta member 2. Lineage: Eukaryota; Metazoa; Chordata; Actinopteri; Cypriniformes; Nemacheilidae. Gene Ontology annotation, biological process: detection of calcium ion; potassium ion transport. The transcript has 4 exons. Gene Ontology annotation, molecular function: calcium-activated potassium channel activity; potassium channel regulator activity. The coding region runs from base 26 to 715 and encodes 229 amino acids. The record is from RefSeq and is a predicted model, not a curated record. Gene Ontology annotation, cellular component: voltage-gated potassium channel complex; membrane.
AUCACCACAGAUAACAUCAGAAAAUAUGUUUAUUAUAAAGGGGACCAAAACAACAGUUCCACUGGAAAACAGAAUCAUUUCUAGGAGGUUCUGGGGACAUGAGCUUAAGGACAAGAAAGGGAGAGAAACAGCGCUGAAGGCAGGGGAGGACAGAGCCAUUCUGUUAGGGCUGGGGAUGGUCUUCAGCUCUGUCAUGAUGUACUUUGUGAUCUGUAUCACAAUGGUGCGCGCUUACACAGACAGUGUACUGGCAGAGGAGACCACCUGCACUGUGUUGAACUCUUCUCUAACAAGGGAUAUAAACUGUUGGUAUAGCUGUGGUUCGGACUGCUUGAGAAGCUCAAAGUACCCCUGUCUACAGGUCUAUGUCAGCCUGAAUACCACCAGCCGUGUAGGACUGCUCUCUCACAAUGAGGAAAUGUUGGACAUUCAGUGUUUCUAUGUGCCAAAAUGUCAGAAGGACCACACGGCCCUGCACUCUCUGAUCCAGAAUAUUUCAGAGCAUUUCAAGAUGCACCAGCAGGUAACAUGCUAUCAUGACUCCAGCGAGCAUCAGGCCAGCAUUCUUUUGAACAGCUUGUAUAGCAGUUCAGUUUUGCACUCUCUCUUCUGGCCCUCAUGCAUAUUAUCUGGAGGAACCCUCAUCAUUCUCAUGGUCAAACUCACUCAAUACCUCUCAAUAAUGUGUGAGCAAAUUGACAAAGUUCCAAAGUGA